This is a messenger RNA of Leucoraja erinaceus (little skate), 2158 nucleotides long. RefSeq names its product cysteinyl-tRNA synthetase 2, mitochondrial (gene cars2). The record is from RefSeq and is a predicted model, not a curated record. Gene Ontology annotation, biological process: cysteinyl-tRNA aminoacylation. Gene Ontology annotation, molecular function: cysteine-tRNA ligase activity; ATP binding. Lineage: Eukaryota; Metazoa; Chordata; Chondrichthyes; Rajiformes; Rajidae. The transcript has 15 exons. Bases 83 to 1822 code for a protein of 579 amino acids. Gene Ontology annotation, cellular component: cytoplasm.
CCCAUUUCCGGAAGGUUGGGGUUGGGGCGACCGGUGUGUGUGUGCGCUCGCUCGGCCUGCGGCCUCCUCCGUUUGCUGUGACAUGAGCCGACUGCUAGGCCGCUGGCGUAAUGUAGCCGGGCUACGGCGCCUGUUGGCCCCGGCGAGCGGGGAGCAAGCCCGAGGCCUGUGCUCGGAGCGGCCCAGCGACAGUGGCGGAGCCGAGAACGAUCAGGGGGCCGUCUUGCGAGUCUACAACGCCCGGUCACGGAGCAAGCAGCCGCUGGUCCUGGCCGCGCCUGCCAUCGCCUCCUGGUAUAGCUGUGGGCCGACAGUCUAUGACCAUGCUCACAUUGGACACGCAAGCUCGUAUGUUAGAUUUGACAUAAUAAGAAGAAUAUUGACCAACGUCUUUGGCAUCGAUGUCAUCAUGGUGAUGGUCAUCACAGAUAUUGAUGAUAAAAUAAUAAAGAGAUCGAGGGAGUUGAAUAUCUCCCCGAAGGUACUUGCUUCUAUAUAUGAACAGGAUUUCAAACAAGAUAUGGAAAGCUUAAAGGUUCUUCCACCCACAGCAUGUAUGAGAGUGACUGAUAAUAUUCCUCAGAUUGUGAAAUUCAUAGAGAAAAUAAUUUGCAAUGGCCAUGCCUAUUCUACCUCAGCAGGAAAUGUGUAUUUUGACAUCCAGUCAAUUGGUGAUCGUUAUGGAAAGUUUGUCAAAAUUAAUGAUGACACCGUUGAGGAAACAAGUGAAAAUGAUAAAAGACACAGAAGGGACUUUGCUUUGUGGAAAUCAUCACAACUAUCGGAGCCAUUUUGGCCAUCGCCAUGGGGAAAUGGCAGGCCUGGCUGGCACAUUGAGUGUUCAACAAUUGCAAGCUCUGUGUUUGGAAAUAAACUGGACAUCCAUACUGGAGGAAUAGACCUGGCCUUUCCCCACCACGAAAACGAGGUUGCUCAAUGCGAGGCCUACCACCAGUGUGAGCAAUGGGGAAACUACUUUUUACACUCUGGACAUUUACAUUUAAAGGGAAGUGAACAAAAGAUGUCAAAAUCACUGAAAAACUACAUCACAAUUAAGGAUCUAUUGGAAAAAUUCUCCGCCGAUCAGUUCCGAAUGUUUUGUCUUCUGUCAAAAUACAGAUCAGCAAUGGAAUUCAGCGAUGCCAACAUGACACAAGCCGGAAUCAUUCUCCACUCCAUUUCUACUUUUAUUCACGAUGCCUCUGCUUAUAUGAGCGGACAGUUGAAAUGCCCAUCGGUUGAUGAAACGUUGUUAUGGGAAAGGUUAAAUGCAACCAAAGACGCUGUAAAGGCUGCCUUCGCUGAUGAUUUUGACACUCUAGGGGCCACUAAUUCAAUUGUAAAUCUUAUUCACCAUGGCAACAGACAGCUUCAAACAGUUACCAAGGAGGGAGAUUACCCGAGGUGCCCGGCUGUGUUUGGGGCAAUAAUUGCAUACAUUGAACGAUUCCUGGAUGCCGUUGGUAUUUCUCGUGAUCGUGGUCAGCUGCCAAUCGCAGACACGUCUUCAGCUGCUCUUUACAGUGUUGCUGAGCAACUAGUGGGUUUUCGCCAGGAGGUCAGGAACUACGCUCUGGCAGUGAACGAGCAGGAUUCGGGCUCUGGUGAAGAGGAACAGCAACAGAGGGAGCGCAGGAGACAGCUGAUGGUCGAGCGGCAGCCUCUCCUGCGAGCCUGUGACUCACUGCGGAAGGACCUUGAUGCUAUUGGAAUAAAUAUCAAGGACAGAGGAGCGACUUCAUCUUGGGAGCUGACGUCACGACUUGCGAACAAAAGUAAAGGCGAAACUCAACCACUCGCAGCUGACCUUAAGGAACCGUGAUCCGUGCUUUAACAAUUUACUGGUAUGUUAACACUAAAAGCAGCAUUCCAUCGACAAUACAUCGGAUAAGCUCAACGUUGUCGCACUGAAUCAGAGGAUUGAUCAAAUUCAAAACAAUUCCUAACCUGAGCCUGUUACUGGAUUCUGAUUUGCAGAACCUUGUGUGUAUUGAUAUUCUCUCAACCUGUUACACCGGAGCACUGCUGUCAAUGGAGGAAUCAUUUCCAAAUGGGGGGAGAAAUAUAAAAUUGUUAUCUAACUGGACUGCAGAAAGCUGUGGUGUGCGGCAGCGCUAUGCAUUGAUGUAUUAAUAAAAGGAAAUCAAUCUUUGGUAAA